AUGAUCCUUCAGCACAGAGUCACAGAUGGAAGGACGGUGAAUGCUGACUAUUACUCAAAUGUAUUGAAAAGGGAUCUCGUCAAUGCUCUUAAGAGGAAACAGCCGGCUUUGGACCUUGAUCGGAUUAUUCUGCACCAGGAUAAUGCUCCUGCACAUAGGGCAAACUCUACACAGCUAGAGAUUACAUUACUGGGAUUUGAAGUAUUAGAAGACCCUCCCUUCAGCCCUGACUUAGCACCCAUGGAUUUCAGGACCUUUCCUGAGAUAAAGACUUCCCUCCGUGGAUGGCGCUUCCAGGACGUUGCUGAUUUAACACUGGCAACCCGUCGAAAAGUUUCACAACUUGACACAGACUGGUACCGGGAGACAUUUAACAAGUGGAUUGCCAGACAUCAGAAAUGUGUAGCCUUGCGCGGUGACUAA
Mya arenaria is the source of this 423-nucleotide messenger RNA. Its product is annotated as histone-lysine N-methyltransferase SETMAR-like. Lineage: Eukaryota; Metazoa; Mollusca; Bivalvia; Myida; Myidae. The record is from RefSeq and is a predicted model, not a curated record. The coding region runs from base 1 to 423 and encodes 140 amino acids. Gene Ontology annotation, molecular function: nucleic acid binding. The transcript has 2 exons.